Molecule: messenger RNA, 3205 nt
Organism: Lobosporangium transversale
Lineage: Eukaryota; Fungi; Mortierellomycota; Mortierellomycetes; Mortierellales; Mortierellaceae
Exons: 1
Coding region: 1-3162 (1053 amino acids)
Source: RefSeq, a predicted model, not a curated record
AUGUCGCUUCAACGUUUUAGAUCCAAUUCUUCGUCCUUAGUAUUAGAUGCUCCGUCAUCGCCCACCUCCUUCUCGUCCAACGUCCCCCAACUAGACGACAUAUCUAUCCUAACUCGAUGCGAGCCCAUUAAUGUACCACUGCCCUCUUCACCAAACUGGUCACACGAGAGACUGUUCCAAGACCCUAGUCCUUUAUCUAAUAGCUCACGGCUAUCCUUGUCCCCAAUGGUUGGUGCAGCCGGAGUCAUGAAAAAGCUACUAAAGAUGCGGCGAGGCUAUACCAAUAGUACUGGCGGGAUAGGUGUGGGGCUAGCAGGUGCUCCAUUGAGCCCAACGGCAAUGCCAUCUUUUGUUAUUGUUGGUGGCCAGGGCGCGAUGGCUGCAGGCUCUACGGUUUAUGAUGUUGAUCUAUUUCAGUCCCUCCCUCCUUCACCCCGCCAUCCUCCUUUCAUGGCGGCCUUGAGCGCAACUCAUAGCUCCAUAAGUCCCUCUAGCCCUAAGAGCCCCACAUUCCCUCACUUUAUGCUCACACGUUUCACUGGGCGCGACCAUCGCCCACCACCUAUGCAAAUAUCGAGUCCUCUUAUGACGCCCAUACGAAGUCGGUCCCCUCUAGGUUUAAGUGGCAGUGACUCCAUUCAUGAGCCCCCAGCUAUAUUACCCACGAGAAAUAACAGAAAGAAGUUGAACAGGCGAUCACUUUCUGCAGAUAGUCUGUGGGCAGCAAAAGGUCAAAGACCUCCUAUGGAGCGCAGCAUUGGUUCGGAUGGUUCUAUCGAGAGGGCUUCUCGCCAAUGGAAAGGCCGCAUAUUGGAAGCAAUAGCCGAUGAUGACGAUGGUGAUGGUGAUAGCAAGCAGAGUGUCGAAAGUGGCUUAUUGUCAGCACAGACUCGCCAUAAAAAGCAGCUGCAGGAUCAAAAUGAUCCUGAGCUUGAUUUCUAUAAAAAUCCUGUAGACUUUUUAAAAAUGCACCAUAAUCUCAAUACAAUCCCAGAAAUCUGGCCCAGCAGAAGUAAGCGGGAAUCGAGUGUUCCAUUCAGGCGCCAAAGUGAAUCUUCUUUAUUAAGUAGGGUCCUUGAAAUGAAAAACAACCAUUCUGAAACUCUCAGUACCAAGGAUCUUGUACCAGACUCUACUCAAGGGGACGACGACGAAGUAAACCCUUUUGGUCCAGGUAGCUGUUGGAAAGAUUUAGAUCCCUCUUCAUGUCCUACAGAGUUGGAUGUAGAUGCUGAGUAUCGCUCUCUUCUUUCCUCAGUCGACAUCAUGCUGGUCCCAACAAUCUCAUCACCGACCAAGUUUUACGAUUGUCCCAAGAGUCGACAACUGGUCAGGACCUACCUGACGGCUGGAGAACGUGAAUUCGAUGAGGUGGUCGAAUAUGGGUUCCCAUCCAAUGCCGUUAUUGAGGAUAGAGAUGGGAGGGUCAAGGAUUGCAGAUUCCUUACCCUGAGGCUUACUUUGACUCCUUGGCAUGCACGAGCAGAUGAAUCCAAGCUCUACGGCCCAGGAGAUGCUGAGAAACACAUGGCACUCAAGGAGUUGGUUAACAGAUUUUUUUUAAGGACAUCAUCAUUAUUGUCUUCUUCCCCGCCUCGUGCAACAUCUGACCAAAAACACCCUACUGGAAAGGGACGCAAGUCCCCUGCACUAACGUUAUCAGACAACUCCAACUCACAUUCACAACCAACUAUGCAUUCAGCUGCACCUAACCAUGCUCGUUCGACACAGGAAGUGCAUCCAUUCGACAACAUACACACAGCGUCUCCGUCUUUGUCUCUAUCCUUGUCUUCGCCCUUAUCUUUAUCUUUUCCCUCGUCCAUGUCAACGGUGAACCAUACAGAAGAGCCUGAAUCAAACCCUUUGUCUCCAACAACCCCAACUGCAUACAGUGGAAAGCAAACUAUGAGCAGUUCACCACCCAAGAAUACUGUUAGGAACAGGACCACAUCUAUGCCUCGAAAAGACAAAGGAUUCCGUAUUCUAGACCCUUCUGCCUCACCAACAAUCCGAAGCGUGCGGUCAACAGGGCUUUUGAGUAACAGAGAUCCAGCAGAGCUCUACUGCACCUCACCCCCUUCAACCCCUUCUCCGACUUCACCAAAGUAUGGCGGAUACAUUCAUUUACUCCAACAACCGCUUACACCUCCACGGAAGGGCUCUCUCUCUGCCUUUUCUCUCCCUUUAAAUAUAAAUGCAUCCAAUCAUUUGAAUGCAGUGCCAGCAACAGCUACAGCGACCCUUGCGCAUGAAGACUACCAGACUGCACUUGCCCCCGUUAUCCCGCCGCGCCGCAAAGCCUCCUCACCCACCAUUCUAUCAAAUGAGGCUGAAAUACAUCAACAUCGUCCUUUAAAGGUCGAUGCAGUCCCUGUUCGUGUAGGAUCUGCACGGUCUAGAACGGCCCCUGCGCUCUUUACCACUGCAGCAGUAAAAGCGAAUGCAACACAAUCCCAAUCACCAUCGCACGCACAUUUUCGAUCUCUACAGGCGGUUACUACUACCAAUACUACUGGAACUACUGCAUCAGUAACGACAGGAACAACGACUCUUCCAAUCCCUAUUCCUGGGGCGAGAAAUAGUGUUAGGGCUAGUACCAGCACUAUUGGCAGAUAUCCUCAUCAGCAAUUAUUUAUAAAUGGAAUGGUAGAUGUGGAUAGGCAUAAUUCAUCUGUGACUACGACUUCAACUACGGGUUCAAGGAUCCCAAGAGCAUCCUCAAAAAAGAGGUUGAAUCGCUCAGCGAGCAGUGCAAACAAUAUCAAGAGCACAAUGGAGGUUGCUACUCGACGACCUAUUAUAAUGUCAACUUCAACUUUAACUUCAUCCGCAGCAUCAUCUCCAACGUCUAUAUCCACAUCUACAUCCCCACAGGGGUAUGAGAAUCCUCUAGUGACAUCUAAAAAGAUAAGAACAAGGACAAACUCAAAUUCGAACACAAACAUACAAACAAGAACAAGAACAAGAAUCAGAACAUCAUCACAAGAGUGCAGUGCUGCUUCAUCCAUCCAUCCUCUUCACACGAAUAAUGAUCAUAAUAUUAAUAAUAAUAAGAAAAAUAAUAAUAGCAACAGCAACAGCCAUGUCAAUGCUGCUCCAGAUGCACAUCAUCAUCUAUGUAUUCAACGAACUCAGUAUAUCCCAACUGUCAGUACUCAUUGACGCUAGACACUAGAUACUAAUGCUUUUUUAAAAAAAACCCCCC